This is a messenger RNA of Manis javanica (Malayan pangolin), 2460 nucleotides long. It is a transcript of the gene HACD3, whose product is annotated as 3-hydroxyacyl-CoA dehydratase 3. Gene Ontology annotation, molecular function: 3-hydroxyacyl-CoA dehydratase activity. NCBI's taxonomy places the organism in Eukaryota, Metazoa, Chordata, Mammalia, Pholidota, Manidae. Gene Ontology annotation, cellular component: endoplasmic reticulum membrane. The record is from RefSeq and is a predicted model, not a curated record. Gene Ontology annotation, biological process: sphingolipid biosynthetic process; very long-chain fatty acid biosynthetic process; fatty acid elongation.
AAGCACGACCCUGGAGAACGGGGGAAAGCGCGGUGCACCUGCCAACUGCAACUCCCGAGGCGGCCGCAGCAGCACUGGCGUCACACCCGCCUCGGCCCGCCCCUUCCCUCCCGGGCCCCGCUCGCCUGCGCACGGCUAGCCGCUGGCCCUGAGCGCGCGCCGCCGGCUCCCCCACACGCGGCCCCCCACCGCUCGUCACUGCGCAGGCGCGGCCCGUGAGCGUGGGGCGGCUCGAGCCUGCCGGCUGCUGGCGCUGGGAAGCGCGGGGGUUUGCGGCCUGCGUUCCGCACCCGCUGGCCGCGCACUACCUGAGACCGCGAGGCGCAGGCCGAGUGUCCCCGCGCUCUGAGCAGUGUGGCCAUGGAGAACCAGGUGCUGACGCCCCACGUCUAUUGGGCUCAGCGACACCGCGAGCUGUAUCUGCGCGUGGAGCUGAGUGAUGUGCAGAAUCCUGCCAUAAGCAUCACUGAAAACGUGCUGCAUUUCAAAGCUCAAGGACACGGUGCCAAAGGAGACAAUGUCUAUGAAUUUCACUUGGAGUUUUUAGACCUUGUGAAGCCAGAGCCGGUUUACAAACUGACCCAGAGGCAGGUAAACAUUACAGUACAGAAGAAGGUGAGUCAGUGGUGGGAGAGGCUUACCAAGCAGGAGAAACGUCCACUGUUUUUGGCCCCUGACUUUGAUCGCUGGCUGGAUGAGUCGGAUGCGGAAAUGGAGCUCAGAGCCAAGGAAGAAGAACGCCUAAAUAAACUCAGGAUUGAAAGCCAAGGCUCUCCUGAAACUCUCACCAGCUUGAAGAAGGGGUACCUGUUCAUGUAUAAUCUCGUGCAGUUCUUAGGAUUCUCCUGGAUCUUUGUCAACAUGACUGUGCGAUUCUUCAUCUUGGGAAAAGAGUCCUUCUAUGACACAUUCCACACCAUGGCUGACAUGAUGUAUUUCUGCCAGAUGCUGUCAGUUGUGGAAACUAUCAAUGCAGCGAUUGGAGUCACUAAGUCACCAGUGAUACCUUCUCUUAUUCAGCUUCUUGGAAGAAAUUUCAUUUUGUUUAUCAUCCUUGGCACCAUGGAAGAAAUGCAAAACAAAGCUGUGGUUUUCUUUGUGUUUUAUAUGUGGAGCACAGUUGAAAUCUUCAGGUACCCCUUCUACAUGCUUUCCUGCAUGGAUAUGGACUGGAAGGUGCUCACCUGGCUUCGUUACACUGUGUGGAUUCCCAUUUAUCCUCUGGGAUGUUUGGCGGAAGCUGUCUCAGUGAUCCAGUCCAUCCCAGUGUUCAAUGAAACAGGAAGAUUCAGCUUCACAUUGCCAUACCCAGUGAAAAUCAAAGUUAGAUUUUCCUUUUUUCUUCAGAUUUAUCUUAUCAUGAUAUUUUUAGGGUUAUAUGUAAAUUUCCGUCAUCUUUAUAAACAGCGCAGGCGGCGCUAUGGACAAAAAAAGAAAAAGAUCCACUGAAAAUAGAGAUUUAGAUAACUUCUUGCCAGUUUGAGCCUAUCUUUAAUUCUUACAGUUUUACCUUCUUGUACUGAUGUAAACGUUUUUUUUAAAGUUAAAUGGUUAAAUUCUCAGUGAGGCUGUCUUCCCUUUCCCCGCUAACAUUCCUGAACUGCCCUAUUACCUUGAUGUAGUACUUGCAUGACAUGGAUUCCUGGUAUCUGAUGAGGGUUAGUCUUGCACAUUCUGUUAGUGACACCAAAAGACUAAGGCCUACUUCCACCCAUUCCAUGUCCAGUCAGUUUCAUGUAGGGCAGAGAUAUUUCUUCAGUGUCAUGACCCUACUACCAGGAACUGGUUAUUCUUACAGCUGGGAUUUGUUCUUUUCAGCUGCUGUUCGUGGGAAAAAAAGAUUAUGUUGCUCUAUAGGAGGUUGUGAAAGUGACUCAGGCAGGGCCUAAUAUAUUGUUCCCAAGGGUUACUAUUAGGUGAGGUGGCAUUGAUUUUUUUGAAAAUGGAUUUUGAUUUAGUCAUUGAUAAAACAUUUCUGAAUCCAACUGGAGCUAGAGAAGACGUAUUACCUCUGAAUCUUUUGGCCUAACAGCUGUUACUAUAGUUCUUAUCUGUGUGGGCACUGGAAGGACAGAAUGACUUGAGAAAAACUAGUCAGAACCUUGGAACACCAUGAUCACUUACUUCACUCCUAGGUAAUCAACUAUUUUCAGCACUAAAGGAAGAUGAAAUAUUGCUUAGAAAACAAUGAGAUCAUAAGCAUUCCGAACCCAAAUGGCUGAAGGGUCAGAAAGGUCAAACUGACACCUUUUUUUCUGUUUCACCUGUUUGCAGUAGGAUAGUGAACACUGAGUGAGAACUUGGCUGGAGAACCAUCAGCUGGUCCAUUAACAAAGAUUCCUGGCAAGAAACCCACCAAUAGACAUUAUAAAGUUUGGCCACUAUCAAAAACAUCAGUUUCCUCUACUACAUUCCAAAUAAAUCAAUAAAAUAAGUGUUAGAAGUAAUGCUUAAAAAGUA